Messenger RNA from Pipistrellus nathusii (Nathusius's pipistrelle), 1056 nucleotides. NCBI's taxonomy places the organism in Eukaryota, Metazoa, Chordata, Mammalia, Chiroptera, Vespertilionidae. The record is from the annotation of a GenBank genome assembly.
AUGUCCAGACCCUCCCUCAUCACCUUCACCCCAGCCACUGACCCCAGUGACUUCUGGAAAGAUGGGCAGCAGCAGUCACAGGCUGAAGAGCUGGAGCCUGCCUUGGAUGGGGCUGCGGCCCGGGCUUUCUAUGAGGCCUUGAUUGGAGAUGAGAGCAGCACCCCUGAACCUCAGAGACCACACCCUGAGCCUGUCAGGGAGAGGAAGAGGAAGAAGAGAAGACUGGUGAGAGAGACUGCAGCAGAAGCCUCAGGAGGACCUGGUCAGAGGAGAUCCCUUGAGGCUGAGGACAAGAUGACUCAUCAGAUACUGAGGGCAGCCCAGGAGGGGGACCUGGCAUCACUAAGGCGGCUGUUGGAUCCCCAGGAGGCAGGGGGCGCUGGGGGGAAUAUCAAUGCUCGGGAUGCCUUCUGGUGGACCCCCCUGAUGUGUGCUGCCCGAGCAGGCCAGGGGGCUGCUGUGCGCUAUCUCCUGGACCGGGGAGCUGCCUGGGUUGGAGUUUGCGAGCUGGGUGGCAGGGAUGCUGCUCAGCUGGCUGAAGAAGCAGGCUUCCCUGAGGUGGCCCGCAUGGUCAGAGAGAGUCAUGGAGAGACGAGGAGACCAGGGAGCAGGUCCCAAUCCCCGUCCACCCAGUACUGUGAGACCUGUGAUGCCUACUUCCAAGACUCUAACCACUGCACAUCUACCGCUCACCUGCUGUCACUGUCCCGCGGUCUCCAGAACCCCAGUCUGAACUUUGGGAUGCCUACCUCUAGCCCAGGCUUCAAGCUGCUGCUGAGGGCAGGAUGGGAGCCUGGAAUGGGUCUGGGACCUUGGGGCAAGGGCCGUGUCAACCCCAUCCCCACUGUCCUCAAGAGAGAUCAGGAAGGGUUAGGGUACAGAUCACCAUCCCAACCCAGAGUCACACACUUCCUGGCUCAGGAUACUCGGGCAGUGGCUGGGAGGGAGAGAGCCCCUCAGGCAACCACCCUGAGCCGAAGGGAGGAGAGAAGGCGGAAGGACAAGGACAAAGCCUGGGAGCGGGAUCUGAGGAUAUACAUGAACCUUGAGUUCUGA